AUGCCAGACAUUUUCUACCCCAUAAUUUUCCAGCAAUUUAUGUUUGGUGCACAUGAGGAUGAAGAUGACACUCAUACAAAUCUGUUGCUGAGAAAAACCAUUGGAAAUGGUCCUCCUGAUUCCACGCAAGAAUUCGACUCAGAAUUGCCAAACCAGAAUGCUAACAACCAAUCAUUCUCUAGACAGCAUUGGCGUCUUCUACAAUGCCAAAAUGGUGACCUAUUUCUCGUAGCUCUUUUCCAUUGUUUAGCAGUUCAUACAGCAAUGACAUUCAAGGAAGCAUAUUUAAGACUUGAACUCGGAAUUGAUUGCUGGCUGCUAUUGAUCUUGCCACCAUUUAUUGUUUCCUUGAUGCAGCCAAGGAGCUGCAGUCGAGCAAUGAAGGCUGUAGGUAUUGUUAAGGCUACCUGUGAAGAAAUAUUUGAACUUGUAAUGAGCAUGGAUGGAACACGGUGGGAUUCCACUUUCCAGUAUGGUAGUUUAGUUGAAGAGGUAGAUGGGCACACAGCAAUACUCUAUCAUAGACUUCAGCUGGACUGGUUUCCAAUAGAGCAUGAAAACUGUGGUCCACAACCAGGUCAUGUGCGCGCUCAUGUUGAGAGUGGAGGUUUCUCUAUUUCCCAUCUGAAACAUCGUAAUGGGAGACCUAGAACACAGGUAACACAGAUUAUGCAGAUAGAUCUAAAAGGAUGGGGUGUGGGUUAUAUUUCAUCAUUUCAGCAGCAUUGUCUUCUUCAGAUGUUAAAUAAUAUCGCUGCACCAUAUGUUGUCACUCUCAUAUGCUUUGAACUACUUCCUCUCAUCUGGAAGACUGGGUUUGGGGACUACGUGAAUCGUGUGCCCAAAGAGAUGAAAGGGGUGCUCAUCCAAGAAUCCCAUGCUGUACCGAUGGAUGAAUACUCCGAUGAGGAUGAAGAAUUUCAAAUAGCCGAGGAAGAAGUAGAGAACAACUCAAGGAGAACAGGAAGUGCUCUACUGAUGGAUGAAUACUCCGAUGAGGAUGAAGAAUGUCAAAUAGCCGAGGAAGAAGUAGAGGCUUACCUAACUCAGCAUAAGAACAACUCAAAGAGAACAGCCUUGGAAGAACCAGUAGAUCAAAUUGAUUUAUCCUGUUUUUCUGGUAAUCUACAUCGUGAUGACCGUGACAAUGCCCGUGACUGCUGGAAAAUAUCUGUUGGAGACAACUUCAGAGUUCGUAGCAAGCGUUUUGGUUAUGACAAAUCAAAGGUUCCUGCAGGAAAACAUUUGAUGGAUCUUGUUGCUGUUGAUUGGUUCAAGGACACAAAAAGAAUGGACCAUGUUGCUAGGUGUCGAGGAUCUGCUGCACAAGUACCUGGUCCAACACACUACAGCAUGGUAUUUUACUUUGUAACAAAGGAAUUGGUACCUGGAUCGCUCUUGCAACGAUUUGUUGAUGGUGAUGAUGAAUUCCGAAACAGUAGGUUUAAGCUUAUUCCAUCAGUUCUCAAGGGUUCAUGGAUUAUGCGCCAGAGUAUUGGAAGCACCCCAUGUUUAUUGGGAAAAGCAGUUGACUGCAACUACAUCCGUGGUCCCAAGUACCUAGAAGUCGAUGUUGAUAUCGGUUCUUCUGCUGUUGCUACUGGAGUUCUGCGGCUUGUAAUGGGUGCAGUUACAGCACUGGUGGUUGACAUGGCUUUCCUAGUGCAGGCAAACACUGCAGAAGAAUUGCCAGAGCGGUUAAUUGGUGCUGUCCGUGUUUCUCAUAUUGAGCUUUCAUCUGCUAUAUUUCCCAAGUUCCAUCCAGAUUCAUCCCGACUAACGGAGAUAAUUCUCCAUUAA
Messenger RNA from Dovyalis caffra, 1800 nucleotides. The record is from the annotation of a GenBank genome assembly. NCBI's taxonomy places the organism in Eukaryota, Viridiplantae, Streptophyta, Magnoliopsida, Malpighiales, Salicaceae.